Molecule: messenger RNA, 6593 nt
Organism: Sebastes umbrosus (honeycomb rockfish)
Lineage: Eukaryota; Metazoa; Chordata; Actinopteri; Perciformes; Sebastidae
Product: calcium-activated potassium channel subunit alpha-1
Exons: 33
Coding region: 630-4451 (1273 amino acids)
Biological process (GO): transmembrane transport; potassium ion transport
Cellular component (GO): postsynaptic membrane
Molecular function (GO): large conductance calcium-activated potassium channel activity
Source: RefSeq, a predicted model, not a curated record
UGGCUCCUCCUCCUCCUCCAGCUACCUGUAAAUCUGCGAUGCCAUCUCCACCGACAAAUGGAUGUGACAGCCGGAGAAGGACUAAACGCGCUCCUCAACACCAAGAAAACCUUAAUGUUUUCAAGCCCCUAGAAUAAACUGCGACCUUUAUUCUAACGCGCAUUCAGGAGGAGCGCAUUCAACAGUGCGCGCAAGUAGCAGCUGAGCUGCGCUGUUAAAACAAGGUGGAGGAGUGAAUCAUCGACUCUUUUAACAUCGUCAUAUACAGUUUCAUCCAUCGGGACUGAGAGGAGAGGAAAAAUCGUGAAUUUUCUGAGGAGUUUUUGCAAGAAAAAUGUGAUUUUUACGCACAGAACCAAGCUGGAUGACGCACAGCUCCAGCCAUGAUGGCGCACGACUGAUAUCCUGAUUUUUUUUAUUUAUAGGGAAGGGAAGUUUUUAUUCUAACAGUGUGCGUGUGUCGACUCAACUUUUGCUGUCGUUUUGCUCAGUGGAGCCAGAUGAGAAGAAGGCAGAGAAGAGGAGCCUGGAGGUGGUUGACUUAACAUGGCUGGCUGCUGGAGCUCCAAGGAGCGCCUGAAUCCACCUUUGAGUUGAUUUUGGGGUGGUUGGGUGGUUGGUGGUCGAUAAUGUCGAAGAAGAGAUUCCCGGAUCCGUCCAUCCACAUCUCCAAGAUGAGCGUCAUCAUCCCUUUUUCUCCAGAUGUGCCCUGUGACAGCAAUGGCCAGCGGAUGUGGUGGGCUUUCCUCGCCUCCUCCAUGGUCACUUUCUUUGGGGGUCUCUUCAUAAUCCUCCUGUGGAGAACUCUCAAAUAUCUGUGGACCGUGUGCUGCCACUGUAACGCCAAGAAGAAGGAGGUCCAUCGGAUCAUCACAGUCGAUGGCAUCAAGCGCACCGACAAGGACGACCCGGCGGCCAGCGAGGUGGGCUGGAUGACCUCGGUCAAAGACUGGGCCGGAGUCAUGAUAUCCGCUCAGACGCUGACAGGAAGAGUCCUGGUGGUGCUCGUAUUUGCUCUCAGCAUCGGAGCCCUUGUUAUAUACUUCAUAGAUUCUUCUGAUCCCAUCGAGUCCUGCCAGAAUUUCUACAAAGAUUUCACGUUGCAGAUCGACAUGGCGUUCAAUGUGUUCUUCCUGCUGUACUUUGGCCUCCGUUUCAUUGCUGCCAACGACAAGCUGUGGUUCUGGUUGGAGGUGAACUCGGUGGUGGACUUCUUCACGGUUCCUCCGGUGUUUGUGUCUGUGUACCUUAACAGGAGCUGGCUCGGCUUGAGGUUUUUAAGGGCCUUAAGGUUGAUACAGUUCUCAGAAAUUUUACAGUUUUUGAAUAUACUAAAGACAAGCAACUCCAUAAAGCUGGUGAACCUGUGUUCAAUCUUCAUAAGCACAUGGCUAACUGCAGCAGGAUUCAUUCAUUUGGUGGAAAACUCAGGGGAUCCUUGGGAAAACUUCCAAAAUUCCCAAGCACUUUCCUACUGGGAAUGUGUCUACUUGCUCAUGGUUACUAUGUCCACUGUCGGCUAUGGAGACGUUUAUGCAAAAACCACCCUGGGCCGGCUGUUUAUGGUCUUCUUCAUCCUUGGUGGUUUGGCCAUGUUUGCUCGCUACGUGCCAGAAAUUGCUGCUCUCAUCCUUAAUCGGAAGAAAUAUGGAGGGAGUUAUAACUCGACCAGAGGCAGAAAGCACAUCGUGGUCUGUGGUCAUAUUACACUUGAGAGUGUGUCCAACUUUCUAAAAGACUUCCUACACAAGGACAGGGAUGAUGUCAAUGUAGAAAUUGUUUUUCUCCAUAAUAUUUCCCCUAAUCUUGAGCUGGAAGCCUUGUUCAAGCGUCACUUCACUCAAGUGGAGUUCUACCAAGGAUCAGUCCUGAACCCACAUGACCUGGCCAGAGUUAAGAUCGAAUCAGCUGAUGCUUGUUUGAUCUUAGCCAACAAAUACUGUGCUGACCCUGAUGCUGAGGAUGCAUCCAACAUCAUGAGAGUAAUAUCUAUCAAGAACUACCAUCCAAAGAUCAGAAUUAUCACUCAGAUGUUGCAGUACCACAAUAAGGCCCACCUUUUGAACAUCCCGAGCUGGAACUGGAAGGAAGGAGAUGAUGCUAUUUGCCUUGCGGAGCUGAAGCUGGGCUUCAUCGCUCAGAGCUGCCUGGCUCAGGGCCUCUCCACCAUGCUGGCCAACCUCUUCUCCAUGAGGUCCUUCAUCAAGAUUGAGGAGGACACGUGGCAGAAGUAUUACCUAGAAGGAGUAGCCAAUGAGAUGUACACAGAGUACCUGUCCAGUGCCUUUGUGGGCAUGUCCUUCCCCGUCAUUUGCGAACUCUGCUAUGUGAAGCUAAAGCUGCUACUGAUAGCUAUAGAGUACAAGUCUGAUCAAAGGGAAUGCAGCACCCUGAUAAACCCUGGAAACCACAUGAAAAUGCAGGAGGGGACAUUGGGCUUCUUCAUUGCCAGCGAUGCCAAAGAAGUAAAGAGGGCGCUGUUUUACUGUAAAGCCUGUCACGAUGACAUUACUGACCCCAAAAGGAUAAAGAAAUGUGGCUGCAAGAAAUUGAUAUAUUCCAAGAAGGCCGCCUACAAGAAAAUGAGACUGGCAUGUUGUUUUGAUUGCGGCCGCUCAGAGCGGGGCUGCUCUUGCAUGCCAGUUAAUGUGCGUUGUAACAUGGACUCCCCUCAACGCGACAUCCCACUCUCUGCUGUCUCUGUUAAUGAUUGCUCAGCCACUUUACGUGCCUCUAAAAAUAGCUAUAAUGGAUAUAUCAAAUCAAUUGAAGAGGACCAACAGUCGGCGUUGUCGCCUAAAAAAAAGCAACGCAACGGAGGCAUGAGAAAUUCUCCAAACUCCUCACCCAAGAUUAUGAGACAUGACCCGCUCCUCAUCCCGGGCAACGAGCAGAUUGAGAGCAUGGACGAUAACAUAAAGAAAUACGACUCCACGGGGAUGUUUCACUGGUGCCCGUCCAAAGACAUCGAGAAGGUCAUCUUGACCCGGAGCGAGGCAGCCAUGACUGUUCUGAGCGGCCACGUGGUCACAUGCAUAUUUGGAGAUGUGAAAUCAGCGCUGAUCGGUCUCCGAAACUUUGUCAUGCCUCUGAGAGCGAGCAACUUUCACUACCACGAGCUGAAGCACAUCGUGUUUGUCGGCUCACUCGAGUAUCUGAAGCGGGAGUGGGAGACUCUUCACAAUUUCCCAAAGGUCUCCAUUUUACCUGGCACGCCGUUGAGUCGGGCAGAUCUGAGGGCUGUCAACAUCAACCUCUGCGACAUGUGUGUCAUCCUGUCAGCCAAUCAGAACAAUAUUGACGAUGCAUCACUGCAGGACAAAGAAUGCAUCUUGGCGUCACUCAACAUCAAAUCCAUGCUGUUUGACGACAGCAUCGGGGUCUUGCAGGCUAAUUCCCAAGGCUUCACACCACCAGGGAUGGAUAGAUCCUCUCCUGAAAACAGCCCAGUCCACGGAUUAGUGAGGCAGGUUUCGGUCACAACUGGAGCAAAUAUUCCCAUCAUAACAGAACUAGCGCCAUUAGCAAAGGCAGGCAAAAAACUGCCUGUGAUUUCAUUCAGUCAGGAUAAAAGCAGUGGGACCAGCAUACAAAUGAUAACUGAGCUUGUGAAUGACUCGAACGUUCAGUUCCUGGACCAAGACGAUGAUGACGACCCCGACACCGAGUUAUACCUCACUCAGCCUUUCGCCUGUGGGACAGCCUUCGCCGUCAGUGUGCUGGAUUCCUUAAUGAGUGCUACAUACUUCAAUGAUAAUAUCCUCACCUUGAUCCGGACGUUGGUAACAGGCGGGGCGACGCCGGAGCUGGAGGGGCUGCUGGCAGAGGAGAACGCGUUGCGGGGCGGCUACAGCACGCCACAGACGCUGGCGAACAGGGACAGGUGUCGUGUGGCACAGCUGGCCUUGUACGACGGGCCCUUCGCCGACCUCGGGGAUGGUGGGUGUUAUGGUGACCUGUUUUGUAAAGCCCUGAAAACAUACAACAUGUUGUGCUUUGGCAUCUAUCGAUUACGAGACGCACAUUUAAACGCACAAAGCCAAUGUACCAAACGGUACGUCAUAACCAAUCCACCAUAUGCGUUUGAGUUGGUGCCCUCAGACCUGAUAUUCUGCCUGAUGCAGUUUGACCACAAUGCUGGCCAGUCUCGAACCAGCCUCUCCCACUCUUCCCAUUCGUCCCAUUCCUCCAGCAAAAAGAGCUCCUCCGUCCACUCUAUCCCAACCACCAAUCGCACCAACCGCGCCAAAAGCAGGGACUCAAAACAAAAUGCAACAAGGAUGAAUAGAGUGGGCCAAGAAAAGACAUGGUUUACAGAUGAGCCAGAGAGCACCCACCUGAGGACCAUACAGAUCAAGCCUGUGAAUACGCUCGCCAUCAACCAAGUCAGUCAGUAUAAAUCCACGAGCAGCUUGAUUCCACCCAUCAGAGAAGCAGAAGACGAGUGCUGAGCUCCGGACCCGCGCUGACACCUGGACGCUUGGACCCAGAAGACUCGUCGUGUAGGUGUCAGACUGGGAUUCGGGGUCAUCUGCAAACACAAAAUCAUCAAUCGACAUUAGAUGAGACGAACACAAACUGCUUUUUCCUCAUUCAUCUCUGCAGCACGCUCAUUGUACAAGCAGAUUUAGAAUCAAACAUGAAAUAUACAUGAAGACAAUCGUAGUCAAAUGUCAGCAACCACUCAACUAUUAGUUUGCACAACUAAUCUUUAGUGGUGACCAGACUCCAUGACUUUUUUGUUCCAUUUUGGGGAAUGAGGGUCACUUGCAAGAGAAAACAGCAAUGUAAAAAAAUGACUACUGCUACUAAAAGAGGUGAUUAUUAUAACUUGAUCAAGUUUUGCAAUUGUAAAAGUUGCCUUUUAAGCUGUUGAUGAACAACUACUACUACUACUGCAUUGACUUUACCCUGUGUUGCAGAGUCAUUCUGUACAGUAUGUUAAAAAUGUGUAUUUUACAUUCAGCUGCGAUCCCACCACAAUGGCAUUGUCAGUGACUGACUCUCAGUGAUUCCUUUGCCAUUUGGAGCUAAUUCACAACAUUUGUGACAGUUAAGAUGGCCAGCGUCCAUGUGUAAAUGGCAUUUGGCUCCAGCCUUAUCUCUAUCCAUUUAUAUAUUUGUCUUAUCUUUGCCUUUUUGAGUUGUUUGUUAUAACUGUUUUCAUGUCGCUGUUUGGUUGCAAUGUCCAAAACCCCCAGAAAUCAUAUUAAGUAAAGCUUUUAAGUAUCUGCAAAGUUUCUCCAGGGGUAAAGCUUUAGGAAUAUUAUUUUUUUUCUUCUCUUCGUUUUUGACAAUAGCCAAAUAUGAUAGAGCUGUUUCGUUGUUAGAAUAUAACCAACAAUCUCACACAGUUUAUAAUACGGUGGCAGAGAUAUUAAUUUACUUAAGGCACAAUAGAUGGCGAAGCUAAAUACUAUGGUAUAGCAUGGCACCAUAUGUUAAAUAUGUAGAUGAAUUGAAUGUGAAGGCCUCAUAUCGCAUGAAGUGGGCAUCGUUAAGUCCUCCUUUGGUUGUAAGCACUGCCUGACACAGGAUUGUCUUGGAGGCCAUAAAGCGCUUGUAUGUACUCCAUGACCGAUCUUAAUGCCAUAAACAGACAUGCUUUUUGUAGAUAUAAGAAAAACAGCUCUAUCAUAAAAAAGUUAUUUUGGCUAUUUAUGUGUUCUGAAACCAUCUUGAUGAUCGAUUACAUAUCGGAUAUAUUCAUAAAACAAACGCACCAAAUGAAGCACAGAUCAUUUGUUUCAUUCCGUACAUGAGUCCAGAGUGGUUAUUAAUCUUGUCUUGUCUUAUUUAAAUCAUAAAUCAUAGCUAUAUUGGCACUGAUGUCACUUUACUUCAGAAUCAAUGAAAGGGAAAGGAAAGGAAAAAGGAAAAACAAAAUUGCAAGCUUAAUCCACAGAGGAUGCUUCAUAGGACUCAUGUUGGAUGUGAAAAGAGAGAGGGUUGUGACAUUUUUACUGGCACGGAGAAAAUCCAAACCAUCCGUCCCUCAGUGCCAGUAAUGUGCCAGGCAGUGCCGAAGCCAAAGGAGGACUCCAGAAGACCCACUGCUGCGAAAAGAGGCCUCUAAUUUAGCUGAAUUUAAGCAAAUUUACUUUUGCUUUGAGACUGAGAAAUGCUCAGAUCAUUCUUUUUAAAGACUAGUCUUUGAAUUUCGUAAUACAAGGCUGCAAUUCCCUGGAGAUAACUAGAACGGUAGUAAAGUUUAAUUUAAGUCUUAAAUUUAAGUUUUAAAUGAUCCAUCGUCAAUGUCAGAGCCUGAUAGCAAUUCAUUUUAUGUACUCUUCGAAGAAAUCUGUAAAGCUUAAUGUAAAAAUAUUUUCUUUCUUGUGUGUUCUUGUUUGACAGUACUUGUGGGGUUGAGAGACAUCUGGCAUUGCAGUCUAGUUUGUAUUAUUUUGUGAAUUUCUUUUUAGCACACUGACUUGUGGAUACAAUGACAGUGCUAAGUUGAUAUUUCUGACUAUGUCAUAAUACCCAAUAAUAAAUACAGUUUAUUGUCUUGUACAAAUAGGCUUGUACAUAAAAAAUUGUACAUGAUUUCAUUUUGUAUUUUCACAAAUUAAAAGCUGAUGUACUGUGUUCUA